AUGUUUGAGAAAUCGCUUACUGACCUCAUCCGAGGCAUCAGAGCAAAUAAGAAGAAUGAACAAAAGUACAUUGCCGUCUGCCUACAAGAGAUUCGCAAUGAAGUCAAGGCCAAUGACCCAGAUAUUAAGGCCAUGGCUAUUGCCAAGCUGACAUAUCUUCAAAUGCUUGGAUACGACAUGUCAUGGGCCUCCUUCCACAUUGUCGAAGUGAUGUCUAGCUCAAAAAUACUUCAAAAGCGCGCAGGUUAUCUUGCAGCUGCACAGUCUUUCCAACAAGACACAGAUGUUCUCAUGCUCACCACCAAUCUCAUCAAAAAGGACCUCGCAUCACCUACUGCUCUCGAGAUCGGCAUUGCUAUCAAUGGUUUAUCUCAAAUUGUUACACCCGACUUGGCAAGAGAUCUCUGUCAAGAUCUCGUGGCUAUGCUCAACCAUUCCCGACCAUAUAUCCGGAAAAAGGUUGUUUUGGUUCUCUACAAAGUAUUUUUGAAGUUCCCUGAGGCACUUCGUUUAAGUUUCCCGAGAGUAAAAGAAAAGCUAGAAGACCCUGAUCCAUCUGUUGUAUCUGCUGUUGUAAGUGUAAUUUGUGAGUUGGCCAGAAAGAACCCCAGAAAUUACUUGUCUUUGGCGCCUCAGCUUUACAAACUAUUGACAACCUCGAACAACAACUGGAUGUUGAUCAAAAUCAUUAAACUGUUUGCUUCGUUGACUCCUUUGGAGCCACGUUUGAUCAAGAAACUUCUACAUCCUUUAACUUCACUCAUUCAAACGACCCCUGCCACGUCACUACUGUACGAAUGCAUUUAUACUGUUAUCUCAGGCGGUUUUUUGGAAGCAGCAGGCGAAUCAAGCCAUGCUCUUGCUGCCACUUGUACCAAUAAAUUACGCAGGUUCCUUGAGGAUCCAGAUCAAAACUUAAAAUAUGUUGGCCUAUUGGCUAUGGGAAAGAUGCUUUCUACCCACCCCAAAUUAGUAGCUGAACAUAAGGAUAUUAUUUUGGAAUGCAUUGACGAUGACGAUCUCAGUAUUCGCUUGCGUGCGUUGGAUCUUGUGGUUGGGAUGGUGAACAGAAAGAAUGUGAUGGAUAUUGUUAAGCGCCUUGUGUCGCAUCUUGUCCCUCCAAGCGCUUCGAUGCUAGGAUCUACCGAAUCCUCAGCAGUUUUAGAUCCUGUCUAUCGCACUGAUAUUAUAAACCGAAUCCUGUUCGUCUGUAGCCAAAAUCAAUACCACAACAUCACCAAUUUUGAGUGGUAUAUCAAUAUAUUGGUCGGAAUUACUUAUGCUUCAGGUGUAAAUGUUGGCGAGUCUUUGACCAGUCAGUUGAUGGAUGUUAGCGUACGUGUCAAGAGUGUCCGUCCUUUCUCUGUGAAGCAAAUGUGCCGUUUAUUGUCUGAUAAAGAGUUUUUGGAAACAGUAAAGAAGAGAGAGUCCAAUAUUGAGGUGCUUUCAGCAGCAGCCUGGAUUUGUGGAGAGUAUUGCAGUUUCCUUGACGAUGUACCCUCUACACUGGAAUGUUUGCUUACACCUACUGCAUCUAAGCUCCCUGUAAAGGUCCAAUCGAUUUACGUUCACAACAUCAUGAAAAUCUAUGCAUUCUGGGUUACUGAACUUAUUAGUCAAUGGAAUGAUGAAGUUCAGACCGAGUUUCUGAAGGUUACAAGGGUCUUGAGAGAUAAAAUUGAUAUGUUUGCACAAAGUUUGGAUUUGGAGGUUCAAGAGAGAUCGGGAAAUGCGAAGGUCAUUUUCACCCUUAUUCUCGAUACUGUCAGUGCUGCUAACACCGACUCUAUAUACCCACCUCUCGUAUUACAAGGAUUACCAGAGUUGUUUUUUAUUUAUGAACUUAACCCUGUUGCACCAAAGGCACAAAAGAAGGUUCCUGUUCCUGAAGGCUUAGAUUUGGAUGCCUGGAUU
Molecule: messenger RNA, 1914 nt
Organism: Phycomyces blakesleeanus NRRL 1555(-)
Lineage: Eukaryota; Fungi; Mucoromycota; Mucoromycetes; Mucorales; Phycomycetaceae
Exons: 10
Biological process (GO): protein targeting to vacuole; Golgi to vacuole transport
Cellular component (GO): endosome membrane; AP-3 adaptor complex; membrane coat
Source: RefSeq, a predicted model, not a curated record